AUGGCCCCCACAGACGGCGCGACCGUGGCAGUGAUGACAAAAUCGACGGGGCCGGCCACAGAAGCCCACGGCAAGUUCCAGACGAGUCCCGUCACCAGCGCCGCAGAUCUCGUGACGGAGGACGACGGUCUGCGUCCCCGAGCCGGCAUCGCCGCCACCAUCAUCGCCGUGAUGGGGAUCAUGAGCUGGAGCUGGAGCUGGAGCUGGGGCUGGGGCGGAGACGAGAAGACGACGGCCGGACCGACAGGAGGCCGCCACCUCGAGACAGUGGGCACUCGCAUCGCCGGCGACAUGGCUGCGAGGCGCGCGCUUCAGAUCAAGACCGUGACCGAGAGCGCCCUCGUCAAGGUCGAAGCCCCCCCCGGCGCGGAGGGCCCCUGCCGUCCCAGGAAGCUUCAUUCGCGGCCCAACUUUGGAAACUCGGGCGCGCUGGCAGCAGCGUCCAAUUUAGUUACUCGGGCGGACGGGACGUCACUCGUGCUCAAAUACCACGAACCCCCUGAAGCUCGCAAGCCACCGUCCCGCGACCAGUGGAAGCUAUUCGUCUUCAAAGGAAGCGAGGUGGUCGACACCGUCGAGCUAAGCCCGAGGAGCUGCUGGCUGAUUGGACGGGAGAUGGCCGUUGUGGACUUGCCGGCGGAGCAUCCCAGCAUCAGCAAGCAACACGCCGUUAUCCAGUUUCGCUAUACCGAGAAGCGCAACGAAUUCGGGGACAAGACCGGUCGAGUGAAGCCCUACCUCAUCGACUUGGAAAGCGCCAACGGAACGACGCUCAAUCACGACACGGUGCCAGGUGGCAGAUAUCUCGAGCUCAGGGACAAGGACAUGAUUCAAUUCGGCCACAGCACGAGGGAAUACGUGUUGAUGCUAGCGCCUAGGGAUUAA
Molecule: messenger RNA, 885 nt
Organism: Ustilaginoidea virens
Lineage: Eukaryota; Fungi; Ascomycota; Sordariomycetes; Hypocreales; Clavicipitaceae
Exons: 2
Coding region: 1-885 (294 amino acids)
Biological process (GO): maintenance of RNA location; mRNA splicing, via spliceosome
Cellular component (GO): nucleus
Molecular function (GO): protein binding; mRNA binding
Source: RefSeq, a predicted model, not a curated record